Messenger RNA from Scophthalmus maximus (turbot), 1633 nucleotides. Its product is annotated as transmembrane protein 238-like. The transcript has a single exon. NCBI's taxonomy places the organism in Eukaryota, Metazoa, Chordata, Actinopteri, Pleuronectiformes, Scophthalmidae. Bases 147 to 632 code for a protein of 161 amino acids. The record is from RefSeq and is a predicted model, not a curated record.
CCAGUGUCACUGCAGAUUGUUCCAUGUGUUUCUGUCAGUAUGUCAGUUAGGGAUCACACCUCGGCUGUACAUCAGCUGCGGGCACCUGCAGCUUUAGGACCCAUUUUCAAAUCUCGAUUCCAGUUUGGAGGAUCUCCACUGCCACCAUGUCAACAUCUGUACAGGUGGAGCCCGUCAUGGAGAGGAGCUACGGAGGCAUCGGCCGCUGCAAGUGCUCAUUCUGGUUCGCAGUGGCCCACGACAUACUCGGCAUCUUCAUCAUGAUGGUGGGGGUGUUCGGGGGGCUGGCCAUCCACGACCUGUUCAUCUACGCCGGGGCCAUCGUCAUCUUCCUCAGCCUGAUCUGGUGGGUGUUCUGGUACUCCGGGAACAUAGACGUGCCACCGGAGGAGCUGGAGGACGACGUGGGCAUGAUCAAGCUGAAGAACCACAGACUCAGUCGGGUGGUGAGGCGCGUGUCCAGCCGUCUCUCCAGCGGGAUCAGGAACUCCUUCAGAAAGAACGGCAGGUCCGUCAGAGAGGGCAACGGCAGACCCUCACACGCUGGCACAGACAUGAGGAUCUCCACCGUACAUGACAGCACCCUCGCCUCCUCGUCCAAAGAACUUGAGAUGGAGACGCUGUCAAUAUGAGCUGAUGCAUUACAGUCACCAAGAGACACUGAACUUGGAUCUUUAUACUUGUUUUGCUCGUCUGUUUAUUCUGCGGAGUGGAAUUCUGUUUUUUUGCUCCGGUGACAUUCACUAGUAAUGAUUGCAACACUAAAAACUAGAUAAGAUCCACAUCUUCUUAUCUUCCCGCUGAUAAGAGGAAAACUUUGCACACUAUACGAGUUUUGCAAGUGACACUGAUUCAAAGACCACAGCUUUCUAAUCUGGCACUGUUUUUGUUUUGAGUCGUGUUUGGUUUAUUCAUAGACUUUGAAGAGUUUCUACAGUACUUAAUUCAUUUAUGUAUAUUUGUUAAUUAAAACUUCGUAAUCACUGUUUUAUCUACUGUCUAACAGAAAAAACACAGUGAAACUAAAUCAGCUCUCUUUAACCUCACUGAAAAGCUCCCGGAGGUUUCAAGUGUCAUACAGUGUAUUUUGAAUAUAUGUGGAGACUAGACCAUGAUUGGCUGUCACAAUAUUUGUGAUGUCACUAAUUGUGCUGGAAUGCAUGAUCCACAGCAAAGUUUGAGAGAAAUACAAAUAAAUACACCUCUUCUGCAAAAGAAUGGGAAGGAGCUUAUCAUUGACAUACUCACGCACGCACGCAUGCGUAUUAACCCAUUGUGUGUUUUAAACGUGUAAAUCCCCUGACGUUUUAAUAAAUAUGAAAAGCACUUUAAAAUAUCAGCUUACAGUCUCAGAGUGUCCAACAAUUUUUCAGCAGCUUUUGAAAAAAACAACUGGUUUGUUUGUUAUCUUCUAAUAAAACCAGAUAGAUAGAUACAUAGAUACAUAGAUAGAUAGAUAGAUAGAUAGAUAGAUAGAUAGGUAGAUAGAUACUUUGUUGAUCCAGAGUUGGGAAAUUCCGGUACUACAUCACACACAGCCGUAGUUGUAGUCCUAAUCACACACUGUAAAUAUGAUGCUGUCAUCUGAUUGGUCUCACAUCACUGCCAAUUUAAUAAAAAACUGUAUAAAAUA